This is a messenger RNA of Ananas comosus (pineapple), 3894 nucleotides long. Its product is annotated as regulator of telomere elongation helicase 1. Bases 174 to 3326 code for a protein of 1050 amino acids. The record is from RefSeq and is a predicted model, not a curated record. Lineage: Eukaryota; Viridiplantae; Streptophyta; Magnoliopsida; Poales; Bromeliaceae. Gene Ontology annotation, cellular component: nucleus. Gene Ontology annotation, molecular function: DNA helicase activity; DNA polymerase binding; DNA binding. The transcript is spliced from 23 exons. Gene Ontology annotation, biological process: regulation of double-strand break repair via homologous recombination; negative regulation of DNA recombination; negative regulation of t-circle formation.
GCGCCGACUCCUUAUACUCGCGACAUUUCCUCAGGCGAGAAACCGCCGGGGUCGCGCGCGGGCUCCGCUUCUCCUUCCGCUAGAAGCUACUUAUUAGGGUUCUACAAUCGCACCACUUUCCCGGUCCUCCAAAACCCUAGCUGCUGCAUUGCUCUACUCCAUCUCGAUAGCAAAUGCCGAUCUACAAGAUUAGGGGGAUCGAUGUCGAUUUCCCCUUCGAAGCCUACGAUUGCCAGAUCGUCUACAUGGAGAAGGUCAUCCAAUCCUUACAGGAGGGACGCAAUGCUUUGCUGGAGAGUCCCACAGGAACGGGGAAAACACUCUGCCUCUUAUGCGCCACUUUGGCUUGGAGGAAGAGCUUUGGUGAUUUCUCAACUAUCGGUAAUGAAGAUAGGAGUUGGGGUUCGGGGAGUCAGCCGAGCAGCAGUCAAUCAACGGAGCAACCACGAUCAAAUUUUCCGGUGAUUAUAUACACGUCACGAACUCACAGCCAACUGAAGCAGGUCAUAAGAGAGCUCAGAACAAGCAAUUACAGGCCCAAGAUGGCAAUACUAGGUUCUCGCGAGCAGAUGUGCAUUCAUGAUGAAGUGCGUUCAGUUCGGGGCAGAGCACAAAACAAUGCUUGCCACUACGUUUGCAGAAAACGUUUAUGCCGUCAUCACUCCCACGUUUCUGAGUAUGUGAAGAAGCACCAUGGUCUAGGGAAUGAACCUUUUGACAUUGAAGAUUUGGUAAAUAUUGGAAGAACCAAGGGCCCAUGUCCGUAUUACGUAUCCCGUGAACUUCACAAGACUGCUGAUAUAUUGUUUGCUCCAUACAACUACCUUAUUGAUCCUGGAAACCGGCGGUCUUUAACUGGUAUACCAUGGAGCAAUGCUGUACUCAUAUUUGAUGAAGCUCACAACCUGGAGAGCAUAUGUGCAGAUGCAGCUUCAUUUGAUUUGCCUUCUAGCUAUCUUACUGCUUGCAUCUCUGAAGCAAAACAAUGUAUUGACAUUUGCAUAGCAAAAAGGGCAAUUGACAAAUCUGCUGACAAACAACUUGAUCCAGAAAACUAUGCUAUUCUACGAGCUCUUUUGCUGAAGCUUGAGAAACGGAUUGCUGAAGUUGCUAUCGAAUCCAAAGAAUUGGGCUUCACUCGUCCUGGGAAUUACAUAUAUGAAUUUCUUUCUGAUCUGAAUAUCACAUAUGAGACAGCCAAUAUGCUUAUCUCUACAAUCGACAACGCCUCUUUGCUCCUUGAGGAGGGGAUUACACCUGAGACGGGAGUGCCGGUCAAGAUGAAGGGUACUUUAUGCAGACUAGAAAGCAUAAGGGAUAUACUCAAUAUAAUUUUCAGGGAUGGUGGUAGAGUCCAUGCCAAGUACUAUCGUUUUCAUGUGCAGGAAUCACAGCCAAGUUUUGCAGAUUCCUUCAGAGUUGCAGGUAAGGGGUCAAGGGUGCUUAGUUGGUGGUGUUUCAACCCUGGACUUGCGAUGGAAGAAUUUGUUAAGUUGGGCAUACGCUCUAUCAUAUUGACAUCAGGCACACUAUCUCCGCUAGAUUCAUUUGCCAUGGAACUAAAUUUAGAGUUCCCAGUCAGGUUAGAGAACCCUCAUGUCAUAUCUUCUAAUCAAAUCUGUGUUGGAGUUGUACCUACCGGCCCAUCUGGUUAUCCAUUUAAUUCUUCCUACCGGACUCGUGAUUCUCUAGAAUAUAAGCAAGAGCUGGGCAAUGCAAUUGUUAAUUUUGCUCGAAUUGUGCCGGAUGGGCUUCUUGUGUUUUUUCCCUCAUACUACAUGAUGGACCAGUGCAUUGAGUGCUGGAAAAGCAUGAUUCUUGCAGAUGCUAUUGUCUUUCAGAGUCAUGCAAGCUCAGCAGUUUUGAGCACAAUUUGGGAAAGGAUUUGCAAGCACAAACAACCUGUUGUAGAGCCUAAACAGUCAUCACUCUUUCCACAUGCAAUCGAGGAUUUUGAGACAAAGUUACGUGAUAGUUCUACAUCAGGGGCAAUAUUUUUUGCAGUCUGUCGUGGCAAAGUUAGUGAGGGGCUUGAUUUUGCUGACCAGGCUGGGAGAGCCGUGCUUAUCACAGGCAUGCCCUUUUCUAUGAAGACUGAUCCCAAGGUUCGUCUCAAACGUGAAUACUUGGAUCAGCAGGCUCAAUCAGUGAAGAAAGACUCUAAGGCAUUGACAGGGGAGGAAUGGUAUGUUCAGCAAGCCACAAGGGCUGUCAAUCAGGCCGUUGGACGUGUCCUUAGACAUCGCCAUGAUUAUGGAGCAAUAAUUUUCUGCGAUGAACGGUUUGCACAACAAAAUCAUCAAAGCCAAAUGUCAUACUGGCUCCGACCUCAUAUAAAGUGCUACACGAAGUUUGGAGAUGUAGUGUUUACAUUGACUAGAUUUUUUCGAGAAAAAGACAGCUUUGGGCCCUUGAGACCAAAACAGCCAGAAAUUUCCAAGACUGGUAAGCUCAGCCUAUCUCAGGACAAAACCUCAUCGUUAAAAUCUCUCGCCUCACUCACCUCUUUGGCUUCAACUGCUGAAAAUUAUGUUACAAAGUCGUCUUUAGUAAUACCUGCAAUUGCCACAGACAACAGCUAUGACCAGUUUGGUCACAUUGUUCCUGCCAAUCGCUCUAAUCUUUCUAACAAAUACAUUAAUCACACGAGCCAACAUUCAGGAGAUCAAUUUUCCUUUAGGAAAAGAUCGGGAGAGAACGAAAAUAAUAAAAGAAAUUCUCAGUAUCAGGAUGAUGAAGUGAUUGAUCUGACUGGUGAUGCACUGCUUUGCAAGAAAUCGGCUGAAGAUGUCAUGACACCUAUAUCUUUCAAAAAGCUAAAAUUAUAUGAGAGAAGCAAUGUUAUGGUUGAAUCUAGAAAUGCUUCCUCUUCAAAGCUGUUACAUAAUGCUGAUUCAACAUUCUCUCUAGAAAAGUCUCCUGGCGACAGAAGUUCAGAGAGGGGAAAUAAGAAAAUAUCACAGCUUCCAUCAAGUGAUCCUGUAGGAUUUGGAGCUAAUAGUAAUUAUGAAGAAGCACAAAGUCAUCAAGGUGGUACUAAAAGUAGUUCGUUUCCUAGUGGCGAUGAGGAAACCAGAGGCUCUGCGUUCUUGGCACAGGUUCAAGAAAAACUCACCGCUACAGAGUAUAAAGAAUUUGUGGGAUUCAUGAAAGCAUUAAAAUUGAAAACCAUGAAGAUUUCACCUGUUCUGGAGUCGAUUGCGAGAUUGUUCUCUAGUCCAGGAAGGCUUUCACUUCUUAAAAGGUUUAAGGAUUUUGUUCCUGCAAAAUAUCAUGACAUAUACGAGCAGCUUCUUAGAACUCAUGGUGCAGCGGACAAUACAUAAGAAAUUUCCCGUGACCUGCUAGGCUGCUGCUUAUAUUAAAUCUAUUUACCUCAGUAGAUUACCUCAUCUGAUGUGUCAGCUAUUCAUUAUCGACUAAUUAUGUAGAUGAACAGAAUCAAGUGCCCAACAGGAAAUUGGCCAUCCAUGGUCAAAUCAUGUUGAAAUUUUAGGCUUAUCUUCGCCGUGCCUUUUGCUACAUGCCAGAUUCCCAAAAAAAAGCUUCAGGUUCUGCGACAAUUUUAGGAGCAAAGACAACUAACUGUAACUUGUACAAUCUUGUCUAAUUAAUGCUGAAAUAUGUAAUCUCCAUAAGAAAUACAGGGUGAGAGCUGAUAAUGGCUCUACUAUAAGGCCAUUUGACAAUUUAACGCACUACCGUACAGUGACGGCUCGAAGACUUCGUGGAUUCGAGAAAGAAGAAAAUGGAGUUUGUAAAGCUGUGUUAUAUUAAAUUAUACAGUUUAAUUGUUUGGUCAAAAUAAUUGCUUUUUGGUGUUCUGAGGCUCUUGCCUCUUGCUGUAAAGUUAUGAGAAAUUGAAAUAACAGUGAGAAAGUAUUUCUCGACUUA